UUUUUCUACAAUGACUUUAUUUAAUAUUUACAUACUUAUACUAUUCCUUCAUUCGAUUAAGUGUCAAAAUAUCUCAAUAUGCGAUGAUAAGACCCUUAUAGACAUCAAUGGUAACAUUAUAAAUAAAAUGUUUUGCCAAGAAAAACCUUGCAUUAUAAGCCGCUAUCAGGAACCCUGUGUCUUAGUGAAAAGAAAUAGCUCUAAUAAGAAGACAUGUGAACUAAUGGACAAUAUAUGUAAUAGAAAAGAAAACAGUAGACUGUCACGUUUUCAAAAUGUCUAUAAAAAAGUAAACGGAAAUAUAGUAAAAAGUAAUAGAACAUUUCAAGAGAGUUUUCAUAUUGUGACAUUUAAAAACAAGUAUAUGUAUCAAAAAAUAUGUUCGGGUGAUUGGGCUACAUGUGAUUAUGUACACAACAUUGUAUAUUUCAUGGAAGAUGGUUCAAUCUUAUUAGAGAGCCCUAACUCAGGUGUGCGCUAUCAAACAAUAGACGAAAAUAAAUAUAUCAUAUUGUUUUAUGCUGAAGAGAGUGAAUAUGGACUAGUGCCAAACGUAGCUAUUAAAGUUCUUGAAAGAACUGAGCAGCCAGAUCUAAAAGGAAUAUUGGUGGCUAUUGGUAUGCUGGUAUCGAGUUUCUUUAUGAUACUCGUAAUAAUCGUGUAUGCAGUAUUAAAGGAAUUGAGAAACUUGUUUGGCCUUGUACUGAUGGCUUAUUUGGGAACUUUUUCUUUGGCUUUCCUAACGAAAGCCAUCCAGACUUUGGGUUUAUUACAGAGAACAAUCAACGUCACAACAUGUUUAUAUUUAGAGCCUUUUGUCUAUUUUGGAAUCCUGAGUAGUUUCAUGUGGAUGAACGUAAUGUCGUUCGAUAUUUGGCGGAAAUUCAGAGAAACCCAUUGCCAACGCAGCAAUCGCAGAGUUCUACGCAAGUUUAUAUACUAUGGGUUAUACGCGUGGCUCACACCAGCCGUGCUGGUGGUCGCUGAAGUCCUAAUUGAUCAUAUGGACCUGAGCCACUUGCCAAACUUCAAGAAACCCUCUUUCGAUACGUGCUCAUUUUAUCCUAUUAGUAAAUUAAUUUAUUUGUUAUCGCCAAUAAUGGUAAUAUUAAUAAUAAACAUGGUGUUGUUUUGUUUAACUUCCUUCAACAUGUGGACAAUAAAAAAGGAAUUGAGGCGAUUCGACAGAAAUGAAACAACAAAAAAUAAGAAGAAUAGAAAUCGGUUCACAUUAUUCCUUCGCCUAUCUUUGGUGAUGGGUACCAAUUGGAUCUUUGAAAUAUUGGGCGCAAUUGUCGAUCUACCUGACUGGUUCGAGAACUUGGUGGACGCAUACAAUGUUCUCGUCGGUGUGUUCAUAUUCUUCGUGUUUGUAUUCAAAACUAAUAUAUUUCGUAAAAUUUUCAAAAGCGGUCGUUAUAUGGAUCGUUAAUAUGGAUUUCGCAAAAAUCGGUCGACUGGAGGUCUUCUUUUGUAUCUACUUCACUCACAUUUGAAGCAAGACAUUCGAGAACCAUAACUGGAG
Messenger RNA from Galleria mellonella (greater wax moth), 1525 nucleotides. Its product is annotated as G-protein coupled receptor Mth2-like. Gene Ontology annotation, cellular component: membrane. The record is from RefSeq and is a predicted model, not a curated record. Gene Ontology annotation, molecular function: G protein-coupled receptor activity. Gene Ontology annotation, biological process: G protein-coupled receptor signaling pathway; cell surface receptor signaling pathway. Bases 11 to 1432 code for a protein of 473 amino acids. NCBI's taxonomy places the organism in Eukaryota, Metazoa, Arthropoda, Insecta, Lepidoptera, Pyralidae. The transcript has 8 exons.